Malurus melanocephalus (red-backed fairy wren) is the source of this 2894-nucleotide messenger RNA. It is a transcript of the gene SYT10, whose product is annotated as synaptotagmin 10. NCBI's taxonomy places the organism in Eukaryota, Metazoa, Chordata, Aves, Passeriformes, Maluridae. Bases 40 to 1608 code for a protein of 522 amino acids. The record is from RefSeq and is a predicted model, not a curated record. Gene Ontology annotation, biological process: regulation of dopamine secretion; cellular response to calcium ion; calcium-ion regulated exocytosis. Gene Ontology annotation, molecular function: calcium ion binding; calcium-dependent phospholipid binding; phosphatidylserine binding. Gene Ontology annotation, cellular component: membrane. The transcript is spliced from 7 exons.
GCUCCGGCCAUGGCCUAGCGGCGGCGGCCGGGCCGCAAGAUGAGUUUCCCGGCGGAGGACGGCGUGGGCAGCCUGUGCCACAAGGCGCUGCAGAUCAUCUCGGAGCURUGCCUGGGCGGGCAGGUGGAGCGGGAGAAGUGCGCCGGCAUCUUCCCCUUGGAGAGCGCCCGGCAGGGCAUCGGCGGCGCAGACAUCUCAGUCAGCCUGUUGGCAGUCGUGGUCAGCUUCUGUGGGCUCGCCUUGCUGGUGGUCUCGCUCUUUGUCUUUUGGAAGUUGUGCUGGCCCUGCUGGAAGAGCAAACCUCUCACUUCCAGCACCAACAAUGUCCCACAGAGCAGCUCCAGCGCUCCCACCGAGGUUUUGGAGAACAGCGAGAAAAAGGAAGUUAAAGAAAAUGGGAAAGCCGCCAGCAAGGGGCUGGAAGCGGCGCUGAAAAUCAGCCACACUUCACCUGACAUACCCGCAGAGGUGCAGAACGCCCUGAAGGAGCACCUGAUCAGACACGCUCGCAUGCAGAGGCAGAUCACAGAGCCCACAUCCUCGUCCAGGCACAAUUCYUUCAGGAGGCACCUGCCCAGGCAGAUGCAAGUGUCCAGCGUKGAUUUCAACAUGGGGAUGGACCCGGUUUUGCAGAGGGGAGAGACAACGACCAGCAUUGGCAGAAUMAAACCAGAGCUCUACAAGCAGAAAUCUGUGGAUUCUGAUGGGCAGCAAGAAGACGUGAAAACMUGUGGGAAACUGAACUUCACGCUCCGGUAUGAUUAUGAGAAUGAACUCCUGGCUGUCACAAUUGUCAAAGCCUUAGAUCUGCCUGCUAAAGACUUCACRGGAACAUCCGACCCCUACGUUAAGAUUUAUCUGCUGCCAGAUAGGAAAAAGAAGUUUCAGACACGAGUUCACAGGAAGACAUUAAAUCCUGUCUUUGAUGAAACCUUUCAGUUUCCUGUGGCCUAUGAUCAACUCAGCAACAGGAAACUGCAUUUCAGUGUUUAUGAUUUUGACAGAUUUUCUAGGCAUGACAUGAUUGGGGAAGUUAUUCUUGAUAACUUUUUUGAAGUCUCAGAUCUCUCCAGGGAAGCCAAUGUAUGGAAAGACAUCCACUGUGCCACCACAGAAAGCAUAGAUUUAGGUGAGAUCAUGUUUUCCCUUUGCUACUUGCCUACUGCUGGGAGAAUGACAUUGACAGUCAUCAAAUGCAGGAAUCUCAAAGCAAUGGAUAUAACAGGCGCAUCAGACCCGUAUGUCAAAGUGUCGCUGAUGUGCGAGGGGAGGAGGCUGAAGAAGAGGAAGACCACCACCAAGAGGAACACRCUGAACCCCGUUUACAACGAGGCCAUCAUCUUUGACAUCCCCCCGGAGAAYGUGGACCAGGUCAGCCUCUCCAUCGCCGUGAUGGAUUACGAUCGAGUAGGGCACAAUGAGGUCAUUGGAGUGUGUCGGACAGGAAUCGAUGCCGAAGGGCUUGGAAGAGAUCAUUGGAAUGAAAUGUUGGCUUACCCACGUAAACCAAUAACCCACUGGCAUCCUCUAGUAGAGCUGCCUGGCCGAGCAACCAGUUUUGAUAGCCAGGGAUCGUGCUCCUCUCCAAAACCACCUCUUACACCCUAGGGAGCAGCAGUGGAUUCCUCAUGGUCAGCUCCCAAACCUCCCUCGUAGCUCACAUCUCCAUCAACAGAAGGUUCGGCUUCCGCGGWUGAACUGKAUCCGUAUUUUUUUAAUCCAAAUMCAUAUUUUUCCUAUUCUAAGUCUUACAUGACARUUUAUAGUAGUUUGUUCAUGUGUGAAUGAGGUUGACUCGAGUCAAAAAGAGCCCUUCYUCAUGCAGAUUCGUUCACCUGUUUUAUCUCUGGCAUAUAUCCAGUGUCAUAUCCAAGCAGUGUUUUGAUGGGACCUUUUCUAAGGCAAAGAAAUCAGAAAAAAAAAAAAUCCCUUCAGCAAUUCAAAACUACUGCAGCUUUUCACACCUAAUUCUUUUGAGGGAGAGCAAAUACUCAUAUAUAGCUCAUGUAGUAAAUUCCUUCUAAAUUGCACUAAAUCCUCUAUGACUUUGCAAGACAGCACUUCAAACUGAGUGUUGCACGAAUAAAACCCRACUGUUGUCAUGUUUUGGGUGUUUGGAAAAAUCAGUUCAUUCCUUGGGCAGGGAGGAAGGGCUGAUCURAAGCCCACUGGAGCUGGUGAGAAGGAUCUUUUGGCUUCCAGGGGUUUUAGUCCAGCCCUUCUGGAAGAGGUGUGAGGACWGGAUCUAUGCAGUUACAACCUUCCAGCACUCAUGACAACAUCUCUUCACAAGCAAAGAUGUAGGGCAGACGAUGCUCAGAAGUAAAGGAAUCAAUUUAAUGUGAUUUAUCUCUUCAGAAAAUUGACCAAAUAUUGCAGUUACCGCCCAACAUUUCUGUGAUUCUCGAUUUCAUGCGACAGACAAUGAUUUCUUUGAGGUUAUUUAGACUGAGUGCAUAGCACACAUGGAAUUUAGUUUCUGGUUGCUGGCUGGAUGCCUCUAGAAAUAAGUUCUAAAUAUGAAUUGGAGAUGUGUUUUCUGCCAGUAUAGGGGGAGAUAAACUGAAAUGUGACUAUUUUACGAUCAAAUGAACUCAUUAAAAAACACAGUGACAACAAAUGCAAAAAAAAUACUCUUGGCUGUAGUCAGAUGCUUUUAAAACAAGAGAACUGGAUAUUAGUUUGUGGAUUUAUCUCUAAACACUGAAGUUUACCUCAAACAGAUAAUCAGAUAUUUGCUUUCUUGUUUUCCUUUUCUUUCUUUUUCUUUCUUUCUAUGAAGAGUGUAACAAGCAUUGCGUGAUCGGGUCUGAGAUUUUGAAAGCUGGACUGUGAUUAGAAAAAAGUUGUGGUGGUGGCACUUCUUGUAUCUUUGCAAUAUACAUAAAAAAAAA